AUGCCUACUACCAUCAAUGUGGCCAGUGGGCUUUCCAAAAGUCCACAUGGCCGUGGUCACGGAGGGCUACGGGCGGGCUUUGGGGACCAGCGUUCGCGAGUGGCGAUGCACGGUCCCAGUCCUCUGUACGUGAAGACGAAGUUCUGCAAGUUCUUCGCGGCCGGCGCCUGCACGAGAAACGCGGACUGCAGGUUCGCCCACGGUCAGGGCGAGCUCUCGCCGCUACCAGACUUCACCCGGACGCGGCUCUGCCCCUCCGUCGUCCUCUCAGGCGCUUGCCAGGGCCGCGCCUGCAACUUCGCUCACGCCCUGGCCGAGCUCCGCCCGCGCGUCGACGCGCGCGAACAGGCGCCCGCGUCCGGUGCGGGCAGGCGCGCGCCCAGCCCAGGCAGCGCGCAGGCCAAGCACGCGGCGCAGCGGCGCUGCCAGGCCGCGCCCCGCGGGCGCACGGCGCCGCGGCGCGGCGGCGGCCCGCCGGGCGAUGGGGCGCCGGCGCCUCUGCGGGCUCAGGCACGGGCAGCGCUGGCGGAGGCGCUGCGCCCGGCCAUGUGUUUGGAGGAGGCGCUGCUGGGUGCGGGCAAGGGCAAGCGCGCCGAGUCUCCGAGCAUCCAGCCGAGCGGAAGCACCGAAGAGAGUUCUGCGCCCACCUCGUGGACGUCCGACGGCCAGCCGCGCAAGCGCACGGAGCCCAGCUUGGAGCGCCAGAGCGGGGCGGACGGGGUCCCAUGGUGGAGGCUUGAGGUGAGGAACACCUUCAUCACGAUGGUCUACGGCGCGCCCGCGAACAAGCCCUUGAACCGCGUUUUGUCCUCCCCGGCGGCGCUGCGCCAUCGCUGA
Molecule: messenger RNA, 837 nt
Organism: Prorocentrum cordatum
Lineage: Eukaryota; Dinophyceae; Prorocentrales; Prorocentraceae
Source: the annotation of a GenBank genome assembly